AUGUUUCCAACUCAGACCGCAGCCCAGAAUGUCGAACGAGCCGAGACCAUCAUCAUCGGGGGCGGCAUCGCGGGCACGAGCAUCGCCUACCAUUUGGCCCGCCAGGGCCAAAAGGACGUGGUGCUCCUGGAGAAGUCGGAGCUGACGGCCGGGUCGACGUGGCACGCGGCGGGACUCACCACGAAUUUCCAGGGCGUCGUCAAUCUGAAAAGAAUACAUUAUUACAGCUUGAAUAUGUACGCCCACAUAGCAGCAGAAACCGACCAGGAGAUUAACCUUCACCUUCCUGGGUCACUUCGCAUCGCCACAACGCCCACGCGAGUUGACGAGAUGAAGUACCAGAUGUCCCGCCACGGCCACCACGAAGCCCCCCAGUGUCUCGUCACUCCUGAACAGGUCAAAGAACUCGUGCCCAUUGCGAACAUCGACAACGUGCUGAUGGGUCUCUACACACCGUACGAUGGCCACGUCGACCCCUACUCCUUAACGCAGGCCAUUGCCAAAGGAGCGCGCAAGUUCGGCGCCAGGAUCCUGCAGGCGACGGGGGUGACGGCGCUGCGGCUUCGUGAGGACGGUCGGUGGGUCGUGACGACGCCUCAGGGAGACAUUCUGGCCAACAGGGUAGUGAACGCGGCAGGAUUCUGGGCCAAGGAGGUCGCUCAGCUGGCCGGCUCGGACCUCCCCCUCGUCCCGAACCACCACCAGUACCUCGUGACGUCGACAGUCCCGGAGGUGAAGGCGCUGAAGAAGGAGAUCCCCGUCCUGCGGCACCUCGAGGGGUCCUUCUACCUCCGCAUGGAACGAGACGGCCUCCUCAUCGGACCUUACGAGAGCGAGAAGACCAUGAGACAGUGCAACGACUGGGUCACGGAUCGAGUUCCUCCGGGCUUCGGCAAGGAGCUCUUUGAACCCGACCUCGACCGCCUGGAGCCCCACCUGGAGGUCGCCAUGGAGCUGGUACCUUGCUUCGCCCACGCCAACAUACAGAGUGUCGUCAACGGACCCAUUACAUACACACCGGAUGUUCUGCCGUUGAUUGGGCCGGAUAUGCUGCCCAAUAUGUGGAUAGCUGCUGGGUUUGGCUACGGCAUCGUCCACGGCGGCGGCAUCGGGAAGUUCCUCGCCGCGUGGAUCCUGGACGGCCAACCCCCCUCGAGCUUGAACGAGUGCGACCCCGGGAGGUUCAACAAGUGGGCCGACAACACCUUCGUCAUGGCCAAGGCGCGAGAGUCCUAUGGGAUGAACAACGCCGUGUCCUACCCGCACGAGGAGCGGUUUGCGGGACGCCCAACCAGCCGGGUAUCAGGUGCUCACGACCUCCUGGAGAAGCGCGGCGCCCGAAUGCACAUCCACAGCGGCUGGGAGCAACCUGCCUGGUUCGCCGGUCCUGGAAACACCCCGGAAUACUGUCCCAGUUUUAGGAGGACGAAUUGGCAUGAACCAGUGGGCAGAGAGGUCGACCUUAUCAUGAAAACGGCGGGAAUUAUCGACCUUACGCCCUUCGCGAAACUGAUCGUCAAGGGACCACAAGCGGCAGAAUUUCUGAACUACGUCGGCGCUAACAAUGUCCCCAGACUCGGCCGAACGGUGAUCACCCACGUGCUGUCUCCCUCCGGCCAUGUCUACGCCGAACUCACCGUCACGAGGACCCAUGAGGACACGUUCCUGGUCAUCACCGGGUCAGGCUCGGAGCUGCACGAUCUCAGAUGGCUGGAGGAUUUCGCCCGCCGAGGCAGCUGGCAGGUGAGCUUCGGCAACUGCACCGAGGACGUGGGUUGCCUCAGCAUCGCCGGACCGAAGUCGAAGGAGAUUCUCGCCACGAUCGCGCCAGAGUUCAAAGGGAAGUUCCCCUUCUUCUCGUCCAAGGAGGUCGAUCUGGCCGGCGUGAAGACGACGGCGAUGCGUAUCUCAUACACGAAACUGGGCUGGGAGUUGUACCAUCCGCGUGAACAGACGGCACAGCUGUACGAGGCCCUGCUGCACCACGGAGAGCCCUUCGGAGCCAACGACGUGGGCACCAUCGCUGUGAACGUCCUGCGCCAAGAAAAAGGCUUCAAAAUGUGGGGCGCAGAGAUGAACAUGGACACCACCAUCAUAGACGCUGGGUUGAUGAGCUUUGUAAAUAUGAACAAGGGAGAUUUCGUGGGACGAGAUGCGUUGGUGGAGCUACUGAAGAAGAGACCCAGGAAACACCUUAUUCAAAUGACAAUUGAAACUGACGAUCACGACCCCCAUGGCGACGAAACAGUCUGGCUCGGAAACAAGGCUGUUGGGAACACGACCAGCGGCUGCUACUCGUACCACCUCGGAAAGUCUUUGGCCUUUGCUUAUGUGCCUCCUCUCCUGUCCGUGCCUGGAACUGAAGUACAGGUCGAACUCCUUGGCGAGAUGCACACCGCCACCGUCUUGGCUGGGCCCCCUGUCCUGACACACACAGCCCGAGCCAAGAAGUAAUCUUUCCUGCAUUCUUUGACGUCUAAACACAGAGAGUUCCUGGGACGCUGUACUUGUUUAAUAUGGAUUGCACAGUCCAUAUCUUAAUCGUAUUUUGUAUCAAGAUAUUUUGAUAUUUUACCCAUAAUUGUUGUUUUAAUCUUUUGAUAAUAACGUUUUUUUUAACUGAUUAGAUUUUAUUAAACAUCUUUGGUAUGGGAUGAGGCCAUUGUACUUGUAUGCGUGUAUAUAUGUAUGUAUGAAUGUAUAUUCGGGUGCAAAUAUUACUAUGCUGUUGUGACUUAUAUAUCUCCUGUGAUAUCAGACCGCUGUUGU
Molecule: messenger RNA, 2769 nt
Organism: Penaeus vannamei (Pacific white shrimp)
Lineage: Eukaryota; Metazoa; Arthropoda; Malacostraca; Decapoda; Penaeidae
Source: RefSeq, a predicted model, not a curated record